Molecule: messenger RNA, 884 nt
Organism: Sitophilus oryzae (rice weevil)
Lineage: Eukaryota; Metazoa; Arthropoda; Insecta; Coleoptera; Curculionidae
Gene: Burs
Product: bursicon
Exons: 4
Coding region: 379-882 (167 amino acids)
Biological process (GO): animal organ morphogenesis
Molecular function (GO): BMP binding; receptor ligand activity
Source: RefSeq, a predicted model, not a curated record
CGCCCGUUUACAGAAAAUUAAAAUAAAUAAAAGAGAACACUUUUGUAGUUUAAGUGAAAGCUUAUGUAAAUUGAAAUGAAAUAAAACCACCCUGGUAUUUUUUUGUAGAAAGCACAGAGGUCAAAAAAAGGCGAGAAUUUCAAGAACACAGGGAGACUGGAAGAACACGCUUUAUUCCAUUUUAUAAACAGCAUGGGGCCCUCCUAAUCAAUACGAAGCAUUUCACCAAACAUGAAUUUCACAUAAAAUCUUUUACCAGCAAAAAAACAGAGUAAAACAUGGUGGAAACAAAACGACACUGAAAUAACAUCCAAGGAAAUUUAUAAAAAGGAAAAUUCUAAAACAGACUGCGAGUCUUAAUAAUAGUUUUAUGACAGAAUGUUUCUGUCCAGAAAGUUCUAUAAUUCAGUAUCUGGAAAACUCUGUUAUAAUAUAGUAAUUGUCAUAUUAGCAAGUAUGUGUAUCAAUCCAAGAUACAUUUCAAAAGUUGAUGCAGCUAGUACUAGCGAUGAAUGUCAAGUAACUCCAGUAAUUCAUGUUCUGCAAUAUCCUGGAUGUGUACCAAAGCCAAUUCCUAGUUUUGCAUGCACUGGAAGAUGUGCAUCUUAUUUACAAGUAUCUGGAAGUAAAAUUUGGCAAAUGGAAAGAUCAUGUAUGUGCUGUCAAGAAUCAGGUGAAAGAGAAGCAUCUGUAUCGCUUUUCUGCCCUAAAGCGAAGCCGGGAGAAAGAAAAUUUAUUAAGGUAACAACAAAAGCACCUUUAGAAUGUAUGUGUAGACCGUGCACUGGAGUAGAAGAGAGUGCAGUAAUUCCUCAAGAAAUAGCAGGUUAUGCUGAUGAGGGUCCAUUAUCAGGACAUUUUAUGAAAUCACACCUGCAGUGAUU